AUGGAGCAGCAGGAGUUCAAGUUGGAUGACAGCAGAAAGCACAGGCAGUAGGCUGCCAACAUGGCCAUUCCCAGGGGACAUCCUCCUCCCUCUCCUUGGCCUCCCCUCUUCUUGCUCCUCCUCCUCCUCCUCCUCCUCUCCUCCCGGCUCCCGCUGCAGGCCCGGCCGCUCCUCCUCCACCCCUCCAUCAACGUGGCUGUGGUGUUCAGUGGCUCCAGCUACCAGAAUGAGGUCAAAGGUCGUCUCAGCGGGGAAAACUUUGUGGACCUGCCCAUCGUGGUCAGCCCCGUGACCGUGCUGGUCAACGACACCAACCCCCGAGACCUGCUGACACGCCUCUGCGACACCAUGGCGGUGGAGAAGCUCCACGGCGUCGUGUUCGAGGAUGACGUGGGCUCCGGGGCCAACGCUCAGAUCCUGGACUUCCUCUCCACUCAGACUGCGCUGCCAAUCGUGGGCAUCAGUGGCGGCUCUGCAGUCGUCAUACCACACAAGGCUGAGGGGUCCUCCUUCCUGCAGAUGGGAGCGUCACUAGAGCAGCAGAUUAUCAGCAUGUUCAAGCUCAUGGAGGAGUAUGACUGGGGCGAGUUCGCAGUGAUCACCAGCUUGCUGCCGGGCUACGACACCUUUGUGGAUAUAGUUGAGUCGUACACAGAUACCUCCUAUUUCCUAUGGAAGCUACAGGAUAUCUUGACUCUGGAAAUGUCUGUCGGGGUGAAUGACGCGAGGACGAAGCGCAUGCUGCAGCAGGUGGACUCUCAGGUGCUGAUGGCGUACUGCUCCUACGAGGAGGCGCAGUACCUGUUUCGACAGGGAGCCGAGGUGGGCCUGCUGGGGCCGGGCUACAUCUGGAUGCUCACCAGUCAGGCCGUCGGCAACCCCGACAGCCCUCCACCUGUCAGCUUCCCCAUCGGUGUUAUUGGUGUGAUUACGGACCAGUGGAGUAAGAGCUUGCGGCAGAGAGUGAGGGAGGGCGUCGCCAUCGUAGCUAAAGGCGCCGAGAGCUUCAAGAAUCAGUACGGGUUCAUUCCCGAGGGACAUGGGGACUGCAACAAGCUGGCUCAACACUCAGACAACAAUACUCUGUUCAGGCACAUGUUGAAUGUGACGUGGGAAAGGAGAGAUCUGUCCUUCAAUAACCGAGGCUUCCUCUCCAACCCUUCCAUGGUCAUCGUCGCUCUGGACCGAGACCGACUCUGGGACAAGGUCGGUACGUACGCUCGAGGGAUCCUCCAGGUUCGCUACCCAGUCUGGCCUCGCUACGGCAGCUUCCUGGAGCAAGUGUCCGAUGACCGCCACCUGACCGUGGCCACGCUGGAGGAGCAUCCCUUCGUCAUGGUGGAGCACGUGGACCCGGGCACCGGCACGUGUGUCCGCAACACGGUGCCCUGCCGGCGCCAGUCCAAUCGCACAGAGAGUACGAUGGGCCACCCGGACUCCUACACCAAGCUGUGCUGCAAGGGCUUCUGCAUAGACAUCCUGAAGAAACUGUCCCGCACCAUCAAGUUCUCCUAUGACCUCUACCUCGUCACCAACGGAAAACACGGCAAGCUGGUCCGCGGGACUUGGAACGGCAUGAUUGGGGAGGUCGUGUACAGACGAGCCGACAUGGCCAUCGGCUCGCUCACCAUCAACGAGGAGCGUUCGGAAAUCAUCGACUUCUCCGUGCCGUUCGUCGAGACGGGCAUCAGCGUCAUGGUUGCCCGUAGCAACGGGACCGUUUCCCCAUCGGCCUUUCUUGAGCCCUACAGCCCAGCAGUUUGGGUGAUGAUGUUUGUGAUGUGCCUGACCGUGGUGGCCAUUACAGUCUUUGUGUUUGAAUUCCUCAGUCCAGUCGGCUACAACCGCAGCCUGGUCAGCGCCAAGACUCCCGGUGGUCCAACAUUCACCAUCGGGAAGUCAGUGUGGCUGCUGUGGGGAAUUGUCUUCAACAACUCUGUCCCCAUUGAAAACCCCAAAGGAACGACCAGUAAGAUCAUGGUCCUGGUCUGGGCCUUCUUCGCUGUCAUCUUCCUGGCCUCUUACACGGCCAACCUGGCAGCCUUCAUGAUCCAGGAGCAAUACAUCGACACGGUGUCCGGGCUCUCCGACAAGAAGUUCCAGAAACCACAUGAGCAUUACCCUCCUUUUCGCUUCGGGACGGUCCCGAACGGGAGCACGGAGAGGAACAUCCGCAGCAACUACCCCGACAUGCACAUGCACAUGAUGAAAUACAACCAGAAGGGGGUGGAAGAAGCUCUAGAAAGCCUCAAAACCGGGAAGCUGGACGCCUUCAUCUACGACGCUGCGGUUCUGAACUACAUGGCCGGAAAGGACGAGGGCUGCAAGCUGGUGACCAUCGGCAGCGGGAAAGUGUUCGCCACCACGGGAUACGGCAUCGCUCUGCAGAAGGACUCCCGCUGGAAGCGGCUUAUUGACCUGGCGCUGCUGCAGUUCCUUGGAGACGGAGACACCCAGCGCUUGGAGACGGUGUGGUUGUCGGGCAUCUGCCAGAACGAGAAGAACGAAGUGAUGAGCAGCAAGCUGGACAUUGACAACAUGGCGGGCGUCUUCUACAUGCUGCUAGUGGCCAUGGGCCUCAGCCUGCUGGUCUUUGCCUGGGAACACCUGCUUUACUGGAAACUACGGCACUCCCUCCACACGUCUCAGAAACAUGACUACCUGUUGGCCAUUAGCAGGGGUAUUUACAGUUGUUUCAACGGAGUGGAGGAUCAAGGGCGUUCAUCUGGUUUCGACAAACCGGACCUGACCUCCAACUACGCUCAAGCAAACAUGCUGAAGAUGCUUCGCACUGCCAAGGACCUGGUGUCCACCGCCAAUGUCGAGACCUCUCUGGACAACGCCACCAAGACCAUAAAGCAUUUCAGUCGUCACAGCGGCAGCUUGCCUGUUCGUAUUCCACAAAUCUCGACGGAGACCGUGUCGGCAGGAUUUGCUUAUAUUACGGAGAACCACUGCUCCCUAUCCUCACCGAUGAUCGCUGUUUCCUCUCUGAAGCAGCAGAGGGGAGUGACCAGGCCCACGCCGCUGCGCUACACGCUCCCGACCCGCUCUACUUCCUGUCUGUACGACCGGCCACUUCCCGUGUCCAGCCUCAGCAGCCCCCAUCUGGCCGUGGGGGAGCCGCUUCCUCAUCAGCACCCGCACCACUACCAUACGACAGGGAGACUGUACAUCGACACCCAUCCUCACUCGCCCUACAUACCCUACACAGAUCUCCAGCUACCUGACAUCUACGCCUCUCAGCCGAUCUCCUCGCUUCAAAACCAUCAUGUCCAAGGCUUCUCCCGACGGAAAAGGAGGUCCAAGAGUUUCCAGUGUGAGGAUGGGGAUUUGGAGAGGAGGAAACACAGGCAGCGGGAACAGAAUGACAAAAGUCCCGUCUAUCCAAGUGAGCUCAAAGCCAACCACCUCCAAGAGAACCACAUCUCCGCCCCCAGCAUUGACAACAUCUACCCGGGGCGGGGGAAGUGUCCUCGGGUCGAGAACUACAGCUCCUGGCCCCCAGAGGAUAUGAUGCUGAGAGGAAGACGCAGGCACCGCCGCCCCUCCUUCCUCAAAGCCACUUGGGGCAGCGAGCAGAUGCGCCAGCUGGACGACUCCCAGUCAUCCCUGUCCAGCCAUUCCCCGUCCACCCUACCAGACUUGUUCCCGUGCAUUCUUACACCAAACACACCGGCAAAGGCCUACAACCCUGCCCAACUUCGAAACAACCUGUGCCUCCCUCGGAACCAGGCCUACCUCCACAUACGGAAGGACCAGAGGAGGCCCACUGGGCGGAAGGGCCAGAAGCUCCGCCACUCCCAUUCCACCCACCUGCCCACGUACGGAGAAGCAGUGCGACAUGGGACUGGGUUAGGGCAGGGGAUGGUACGGAGAGCCACCAGCUUGCUCAGCAGACAGUACGCCCACUACCUGAACUCGUACCCUGGGCUACCCCUCUACCACGGGCCCCUAGACCUGCAGCGCCACAGCCUGGCCUCCGGCAGCCACCCAAGCCCCGGCCCAGUGUGCCAGCUGCUGGCUUGUGAUGGCGGCAGAUGUGGAAGCCAGCGGGCUCUGCUCUACCAGGACAGUGUGUAUGGGGGCUUUGGGGUCUAUCAGGGUUCCCAGACUGGAUCAGAUGCGCUGGCAGGUCAGGGGGCAGGGGGCCAGCCUGCUGGGAGCCCGUUUGUACUGCGUCCCUUGCGACGGGUGUCCAGUCUGGAGUCUGAGGUUUGACGGGAGUUCAAAAGGACCUAAAAAAGAUGGAAGUUGUGGAGUAACGGAGGUGAAGACUCUUAAAAAGGACUGCAGUGGAGAGAGGGAAGUGGUUCGAUUCAUGGAAGAGGGAGAAAAGUUCUAACUUGAAAUACGUGUGAUUUUCUAUGUGAGCUUGUAUGGCGAAGAAGAGAAGUUUGGAUCCACACAUUUUACAUAUGUUGAGGACUUUUUUGAUGUAUUCCAGAGUAAGAUAUGAAGACUGCACUGUUACCAAUUUAUCCUCGAGAAAGGUGUGGGAAGCUGGGGUCAUCAGGUUUUACUCACUUUCCUACGACGCUUGUGUGUUUCCUGGGCUUUAAUGUGCACUAAGAUUUACAACAGUCCACGUGUUGGUGCAUGGUUAAACUAUAACCAGUUUUCCUGCUGUGUGUGUUGUGUAUAUUUCAUUGUGGAUGGGUAGGAUUCAGUCUUGGGUUUUGUCGAGUAGAUGAACUGUUUACAGCUGGGGAGGAAUGGCGAAGGAAUAAGGGAUUGUCACCAAAUACAAGCAGCCACUGUAGCAAGAUUAUGGGAAGACGUGCAUUUGAAGAGUUUAAUUCCAAAAUCAGACGUUCAAUAAUAAAACUCAUUUUGAGUCCAGCCACAGAAGAGCAGUAGUUUUCUCGAAUACAAUUAUUAUUAUGAGACAUCUGUCAAUACAUUUCAGGUAACGUCUUGAAAUAUAUAUAGUGUUUUGGAGCUAAACCCUUCAAGUCGUCAUUUAGUGAUGAGUAAGCAGAGACUUUGUGAAAGCAGUCCCUAUGAACACAAUCUGCAAAAUGAUGAACGUAUCGGGACAGCACUGAGCAGCACUAGGUGUCUUAAACAUGGAUUUUUCUUCCUCACUGGGUCUCAUAUGAGGCUGCAGUACAGCACAACAUCAAUUCUGCAUCUUAAUACUAUAUUGAUAUGAAGAAAAUGUGUUAUUGGAGGAUUGUUAGUGUCAUACUCGUGUAUUCUAUAUAUGACAAAAGUUUAUAAUCACUCUUUGCAUUUUCUAAUCAACCUUCUAGCACAUCGUUUCUUUUUGUAAAGCUGUUCCCAAUUUACUUAAAUAUUUGUUAUUAUUGUAUUAACUCUAUCAGUUGUCCUAUAUUAAGAUGUUCAUCACUUUCUCAUUUCCACUCUUUUAUAUUCCCUCAUCGUCCCUGUUUUUUCCCAUCCCCUUUGACUCCUAAAUGAUCAAAUUGAAAUGAGGUAAGUGAAAGAUAUUCUACAAUCUAUAUUACUUAGCUUCCUCACCCUGUAUUUAAUCACUUAGAUCAAUUAAAGGGCCUUUUGGAUGAACGUG
Messenger RNA from Pseudoliparis swirei, 5533 nucleotides. Its product is annotated as glutamate receptor ionotropic, NMDA 2C-like. Gene Ontology annotation, molecular function: NMDA glutamate receptor activity; transmitter-gated monoatomic ion channel activity involved in regulation of postsynaptic membrane potential. Gene Ontology annotation, biological process: excitatory postsynaptic potential; synaptic transmission, glutamatergic; monoatomic ion transport. The transcript is spliced from 16 exons. NCBI's taxonomy places the organism in Eukaryota, Metazoa, Chordata, Actinopteri, Perciformes, Liparidae. Gene Ontology annotation, cellular component: plasma membrane; postsynaptic membrane; NMDA selective glutamate receptor complex. The record is from RefSeq and is a predicted model, not a curated record. The coding region runs from base 61 to 4221 and encodes 1386 amino acids.